This is a messenger RNA of Aureobasidium subglaciale EXF-2481, 1647 nucleotides long. RefSeq lists its product as uncharacterized. Gene Ontology annotation, biological process: regulation of DNA-templated transcription. Bases 1 to 1647 code for a protein of 548 amino acids. The record is from RefSeq and is a predicted model, not a curated record. The transcript is spliced from 4 exons. NCBI's taxonomy places the organism in Eukaryota, Fungi, Ascomycota, Dothideomycetes, Dothideales, Saccotheciaceae. Gene Ontology annotation, molecular function: DNA-binding transcription factor activity, RNA polymerase II-specific; zinc ion binding.
AUGAGUGAUAAAGCCGAAGUCCGGGCCACCAAAGCGUGCGAUUAUUGCAGACUCCGAAAGAUCAAAUGCAUCGCCUCUAGACAUGGCACAGGUUGUGAGGCAUGCUCGCUUGGCCAACUCGAAUGCAGCUAUCUCAUGGUGAGCAAAAGACGCGGGCCAGCGCCGAAGAGGCGUCACAUCGUCGGCGCAGCGCGUGAACCCAGGGCUGAUAUGUCGACUCCACAAUCAAACACACGAAUUGAAACCAGGCUUACGAAUCGGUCAUCUGUCGGCGGCUUGGAUCCUGAUCCACAGUCACGCUUGGUGCAUCGCUUUGUCUUUUGCCCAGUCUUUGAUGCCGUUAUGCAAGACUAUCUCAGUGUGCUCUAUGCACUGAUUCCAGUCGUUCACGUCCCAACAUUUGUGUCGCACCUACAAGAGAGACGGCAUCAUCACGAUCUCACCUUUCAGAUGUUCUGUCUAGCCAUUUCAGCAUGUACAUUUGGCAUUCUUCCUCACAAGUUUGCAGAAUACGUUGACAAAGACGCAAGCACGGGUUUCACGAAUCGAAGGACAGCUAUUGCCGAAAUACACCAUUCUAUCAUUACAGCACGCUCGCCGGCCUACCACGAUGACUUUUCGCAUGAGAAAUGGGCCAUCUCCUAUUUAUUCUCCGUCACUCACGCGCAUCUAGGCCAUCGUAGCAGAGCUAAGAUUCAGUUUGCCGAAUGCAAUACGAUCGUUAAGGAACUCGGACUGCAAAGGAUUGCAAGCUAUCACGAUCUCAAUCACAUCGAGCGCCAGAUCAGGAAAAAAGCUUUCUGGUUGAGCUUCAUAGGAUGGUCACAUAUGAACACUCGAGAGGUGGAUUCGGACUUGACAGCAGAUCGAUCUGAGUUUGAAAUAGCCGACGCUGAGCAUCUCAUGCCUCUAGAGGUCGACGAUGAGUACAUUACAUGUAAUCAAGUUCACCCUCAGCCUGAGGGGAAAUUGUCAGUCGUUUCUGGAUUCAAUGCCCUUAUUCACAUCACCGACUGCUUGGUACCGAUCUUCCCCGACAGUUCAUUAUCCGCUUUAUCGUUCAACACCAGAGAUACAAGAUGUCGUGUCAACCUCGGAACGUGCAAGUGUGGGAGAUACAUCCACAAGGCACCUCUGUUGCCAUCAGUCAUGGCGAGGUUUGUCAAGGCUACUCACGUUCUGGACGACUUACCGUUACAACUAAGUUUUCGGGCUGUUCAGGACACAACUCUAGAUGCUCAAUUCGGAUUCAUGACGGCUAAUAUCCAUGUCACUCAUGUUUGGGUACGGAGCCUCUUACUUGAAAGCUUGAUGACAAUUAAUGGCGCGACUGUUGCUACAAAUUACGACGAGAGCCUCUCCCACAAUCUGCUUUGGACACUACAAGAGGACAUUUGUAAACAACUCACGAAUGUGCUUAACGACAUCCCUGAAGCAAAUCUCAAACCGAAUGGAUACAUUUUGAUUAGUAAAGCGAGGGUAGUCGCUGCUAGUCUGUUGGACAGCACACUUGAGAGGGAUGACAAAACGCUUCACCAAGCUAGAAGGUACCUCCAGAAGUUUGCAGAUGUCCUAGCACGUCUAGAUGAGAGCUAUCGCCACGACGAGACCUCGGAUGUAUGGACAAAUUUUCACGCAAGAUUCUAA